This is a messenger RNA of Cylicostephanus goldi, 621 nucleotides long. NCBI's taxonomy places the organism in Eukaryota, Metazoa, Nematoda, Chromadorea, Rhabditida, Strongylidae. The record is from the annotation of a GenBank genome assembly.
UGUACGGACACCAACACUAAACCGCAUAUUUCAUUCAACGAUCAGUCGAUGUCCCUGGUUCUUUCGGUUCGUGACACCAUGCAGGCUACUCUCACGUCCAUCUCUAAUGGUAUCACGGACUUCGUACGAGAUGUACAGGACUCAUCUUCGAAGUGGAUUAAGACGUGGAAUCUCGUAGUCGUCAACAGCCAAAAUGCAACCAUGGUCUACACAGGAUCAAGUCCGAACGAUUUUGUCAAGAGCGUGCAGAUGGUUGCAAACAAUCUCAACAGCUAUUCUUCUCCAAAUCCCAACUGUUCUGUGGCCAUCGAAGCUGGUCUUUUGCUGGCUACAUAUGCCUCCCAACCUCGAUCUGCUGUGUACCUUUUCGCUGAUUCCGAUGGGGGUAACGAUGACACAUUCGUCACUCUCUUCUCCACCGCUACUGAAUAUCAGAUAACGCUGAAUCUCAUCGGUGUGGGUAACACCAUUUGCACGGCUCCAGAAAACAAUGGACAGUUCCCACUGUACUUGCAAAGCCUGUCUGCGAUGACAUCUGGUUUUGUAUAUAUGACAACGAAACCUGCGAUGGUGAGCUACCGUAGCCAUUUAUCAUUACAGUCCUCAUGUGAAUGUGCAUGA